This is a messenger RNA of Penicillium subrubescens, 3138 nucleotides long. Its product is annotated as exoribonuclease II. Gene Ontology annotation, cellular component: P-body; exosome (RNase complex). Gene Ontology annotation, biological process: mRNA catabolic process. Gene Ontology annotation, molecular function: RNA binding; 3'-5'-RNA exonuclease activity. NCBI's taxonomy places the organism in Eukaryota, Fungi, Ascomycota, Eurotiomycetes, Eurotiales, Aspergillaceae. The record is from RefSeq and is a predicted model, not a curated record. Bases 1 to 3138 code for a protein of 1045 amino acids. The transcript is spliced from 2 exons.
AUGUCUUCCCCUGCGGCCAGUGGCUCGCACCACACCGUUUGGCGGGCGGCGACUGUUAUCGACUUCAAGAGCGCUGAGGUCAGUGACGGCUCUUUUCGACUCACAAUUGUGUCUUACCAGGAUUACCCGACCGGGCAGGACCCAGUUAGCGCCCCCAUUGCCGAAGAACAGGCUCGCUUGGAAGCCGAGCUCGAGACGUAUCGCGAUAUUCGAGAAUACCUACGAAAAUGGGCAGAGACCAAUCCUAGCAAUCUAGACCCCUUUCAAGAACUGGGCAGUGCAAUGGUCUCCAUUGACUCGGGUCAUUUGGUUAGCACUAUGCUUAACGGCCGCGAAGCAUCGCAGUCGCUCUGGGCCAGCACGCAACUCUUCAACAAAGACGAUUUUGACACCUCAGAAGAGUUUGAAGGAGAUCAUCUUGAGCCGGGCGAUUUGGUGGGACAACUCACGGCAGAUGGUGUCUUUAACCUUGGGAUAUAUGUGCAGUCCGUCCACAAGCAGAAACACAUAUAUACCACUCGUGGGAAUUGGCGGAUCUGCUCUAAUCGUGACAUUGAUUAUGUUGUGAAGGGAUUUGCGCCUACAUUUCUUAUUGAUCCGAUCAAGCCGUAUUUCCCGGAUCGACCUGUCCAAGCUUUGUCCGAACUUCAAUCUGUGCCUGAAGGUGGACUCCCGAGGCCUCUCGGGCGGCCCCUCAUCGAAAUGAUGGCCGAUUUUGAGCUGCAGAUAUUUGAGUUCUACAGACAGCAUGCGCAAGUACUGGAUAGUAUCCACGAGUUGGUCGCAGACGACUCAGAGUUUGUGCGCAUGACUCUUGAAGAACUUGCCAUGAAGCUCCUGGGCAUUGACGAGCCGCAACUAAAUAGGGUGAACCUGUUUGCGGUGCAUCAGACUGUGCGACGUCGUCCAUUCGCCAUCGAUAAGGACUUCAAUUCUUCCUUCCACCCGGUAUACCUGGUGCAGCCUAAGAGAAUUACCAAUGUGGUCAACCAGGUCACGACUUGGGUUCACGAACAUCAGGAACUUUUGGUUCGAGCAGCCAUGGCCAAAGAAACACAUGGUUUCAGGGACCAUCCCAUGCAACAGUUCAUUCAAAAGGCACAGCGCUUGAUUCGUCUCAGUCGAAAAGUUCGGUCUCCGACGGUCAUGUCUAGCGUGGGGCCUUCGUCUCAAAAGUUCCAACCUGGGCAAGAUGGCAAAGCGAUGGUGUUUCGCGAGGUUCUGACUGAAAAGUUUACAAAGACGGAUCAGACAAUUAUCGAGUAUAUGCAACUGUACGCGAUACCGUCGGUGGCCAUGCCAUCUGGUACACUGCGAUCGACUGCGUCACACGUCAUGCGUGCCACAGGAAUGUAUAACACUCUCGGACUCAGUGAGUCCUCCACUCGUAUGUUCCUACAGGAGCUUGGAGUGGUGGCUCCAUGGGAGAACCUCAGUCUCCUAGACCAAAACAUCUUGCUACCCGGCCAUGGCAUGUCCUUGAUGGAGGACAUGAAAUGGGAAGAGAUUGAAGAGUCUUGCGCGACCCUCUCGGAAUCUUUGACAGAUUCGAUGAAAGUCUUACGCAGGGAUUGGGGAGAUUUGCCGGUCUAUUGUAUCGAUGCGGUCACAGCGCAGGAAAUCGACGAUGGUGUUUCAUUAGAGCGGAUCUCAGGCUCUGACGAUACAUUCUGGGUGCGCAUUCACGUCGCUAACCCAACAGCUUUCUUGAAACAUGACAAUCCCAUCAUUGAAUACGCCAAAUCUCGACUCAAUACAACUUAUGCCCCGGAGCGUACAUACCCUAUCUUCCCCAAGACUCUCACGCAGGAUCAUUUCAGUUUGGUGAAUGGUCGUCCCACGCUGACAUUCAGUGCCAAGAUGAAUCUUCAGGGAGAAAUCCUUGAUACCGAGAUUACAAAUGGCACGAUUCGAAACGUGAUCAGCUUGACCCACAGUACGUUACAACAGUACUUGGAUCCCGAGUCAAAGCGUUCCUCAAAAUCCGAAUUUCUCACUGUCGGUGGCGAGUUCAUUGAGCAACCUCUGCCCGAAGGCAAGAUUUUCCGCGAGGACCUCACCGCAGAAGACAAAGAGAAUUUUACCAUCCUGCGCAAUCUGAUGCUAGGAUUCCGCACUCAACGUCAAAAAAACGGGGCCAUGGACAUCCAGUUCCCUCGACCGGAUACCGCCCUCUCCGUGCAGAUGGGCACGGUGCCUACGAAGCCAUACGAGAUCCAAGUCACCGAAGGCCGGUACUAUAUCGGUGACCCGAUCAUCCAGCUUCAAAUGCAAGACUUCAACCCACACGAAGUCCGGGAUGAGUCGAAGCGGUACCUCGUCUCGCUCCUGAUGAAUCUGGCCGGCCACAUUGCCGGGCAGUUCUGCGCAACCCGUAACAUUCCCGUUGUCUAUGAUGGAACAUGGUAUGAUCCUGAAUACGGACACGUCACACGGGAAAACAUGAACGAAUUCGGCGGUCAGUCCUUCUACCAUCUCGCCCUCCCCAAGGCCAUCUCUGCAUCUACGCCUCUGCACCAUCACAUGCUUGGUUUGGACGCGUACGUCAAGAGCACAAGUCCGCUACGUCGCUUCAGCGAUGUCAUCGCGCACUAUCAAAUCGAAGCAGCAUUGCGUUUCGAGCAUGAACACGGUCGCCAAUUCGACGCUACAACUGAUAUCCCUGACGAACCUGUCGAAUUCGAAUCCGAGACUCAAUCCUCCGAACAAACACAAACACCAACAGUCUCUCCCCUCCCAUACUCCCACCUCGACCUCGACAACCACAUCGACUACUCCCAGCCCCUCCUCGCCCGCCUCCGCGCCAUCUCCGCAUACUCCACUCAACACUGGGCCUGCAUGCUCCUCUUCCGCGCAUUCUACUUUGCCGAGUGUGCACUCCCGCAAUCAUUCCCCGUCGUCCUGCGCUCCAUGCGACUAGGCUUUGCCGAUGAAGGGACGGUGUACUCGGGCAUUAUCACUAAUUUGGGUGUUAAUUGUGUGAUUACUAUUCCCGAGGGGUGUCCGGAUAAAGAGAAGAUGGAUGUGUUUGGGGUUGUUGAGGCGGAGAUUACGGCGGUGGAUAUGGCGAGUUUGGAGGUUAAGAUGGAAGCUAAGGGGUUGAUUAGGUCGUUUAAGAGGGUUGGUGAGUGGGCUUGA